AUGGGUUCCGGAAAAGGCUCUAUUGACAGUUGGGCAGCAGUGGUAAAAGCCGGAACUAUCAUGUUCGAGUUAAACGAAACAAGCCGAGAAGUAGCCCAUCAAGCCCUUCAUGCUGCUAGUUACAAAUUACCCAUCAAAUCAAAUAGACAUUACCAAAAGACAAAUGUUGGCUACGGGUUGAAAGGAGGAACCAUUAACGUGCCAGGUCGGAAACCCAAACUAUCCCGGUAUGCCCGAACUAUCCAAAUCCGGGGACAAUUUCCCGGGGAACCAGAGGAAGUUUACACCCGACUACCCAAACGAGAAUACGAACAAAGAAGAGAAUUAUUUGACGACCCGGAUUACUCGGAUAACCCGGUCCACCUAGCUGACUAUUCCUAUGACGAAUGA
This is a messenger RNA of Entrophospora sp. SA101, 390 nucleotides long. Lineage: Eukaryota; Fungi; Glomeromycota; Glomeromycetes; Entrophosporales; Entrophosporaceae. The record is from the annotation of a GenBank genome assembly.